AUGAAGAAAGCACCGUGCCGUCUAUGUGGGCGAAGUUCUUACGUUAAGGAUAUGAGGAUAAUUGGUACCAAUGCAAAAAGUCGGCACUUUAUCCUGAUAGCUACACUUUCGUUGAUCGGAGUUGUGGAAACGGCUCAUGUUGUUGGUUUAGUGGACCAUAUUAGCAAGAAAUAUAGAUGUCUUUGUCACUCUCACGUGAUACAAGCGGGCCAAUACUUAUGUGGUGAAAUUACGGCAAGUGGGAAGUGCAUUUCUUUCUAUAACGAUCCCUAUGCACAAAGAAGCACUGCCUACGUCAGCACUGGAGAUAUUCCGCCACAUCUCGUUGACAUUAUCAACGAGAUCGGUAACGGCGAUGUUACGAUCACUGCUAAAGACUUAAUGACUUUUGUUAAUGCGGCGUUGAAGAGAUAUUACGGUACUUCGGUGUGGCCUCAGCAGUAUGAGCAGAUGGGAAUGGAGGAGGUUGAUUUUAACACCGAAAAUGGAGAAUGUACGACAUAUUUUGAGUCACACAUUCCAAUGGAAGGAAGUUCUGCAAAAGUUGCUGAGAUCAAAGAAGCGGAUGAGGAUGGAUGGAAGACGGAAAGGAAUCACGAUGUGAAAUAUGAAUUCGAAAGUGACACCGGAAUGGGAACCUCUCCACAACGUUAA
Molecule: messenger RNA, 654 nt
Organism: Cooperia oncophora
Lineage: Eukaryota; Metazoa; Nematoda; Chromadorea; Rhabditida; Trichostrongylidae
Source: the annotation of a GenBank genome assembly